Molecule: messenger RNA, 10068 nt
Organism: Betta splendens (Siamese fighting fish)
Lineage: Eukaryota; Metazoa; Chordata; Actinopteri; Anabantiformes; Osphronemidae
Gene: kmt2ba
Product: lysine (K)-specific methyltransferase 2Ba
Exons: 36
Coding region: 112-8721 (2869 amino acids)
Biological process (GO): positive regulation of DNA-templated transcription
Cellular component (GO): histone methyltransferase complex; nucleus
Molecular function (GO): zinc ion binding; DNA binding; protein binding
Source: RefSeq, a predicted model, not a curated record
CAGCUGUGUUGCUUUCUAUCUCGCGCCUUCGCCUGGGAGCAGUCCAUCUUGCCUCACAUAUCGCUGCAGUUAUCCUCCGCCAGCGCGCCGUCUGUGUUGGUGUAGUAAAUAAUGGCGGCAUCGGGAGGCGGAUUACCAUCUCCCGCUACUCCUGCCGGUUCGAGCAUUCAAACGCUGGCCCGGGCUCGCUUCCCUGGCCGACCGUGCACAGCUCGCAGCAGGCUCAGGUCGGAGAAGCGUAUCAAACGCGGAAGGUUGGGCUCGGACGAUGGGGAACUGGCUGCCGGAGGGCCGAGGCCCGUCAACAUCGGCCUCGCGUUGAGCGACGACCCGUCCUUGCUUCGCCUGCUCGGGUUGACCGAGAAGCACAGGCGGCAGAAAGAUGCGGGGUUCGACUCCAGCAACAGCGAAGAGGAGGAAGAUUUCACAGGAUUUGGGACCACAACUGUUCGUCCACAGAAAUCAUCACAGCCAUUGUUACUAAGCCGAACAAAGUCUUCUCAAGAUUCUGACCUGUCUCCAGAAGCAAAGCCUCUCAUUGGACAAAUUUUACCAAAGACCCCCAAACCAUCUCUUGUUGGAAAGAUUGUUCCACGACUUUCUAAAGGAAGCCAAGGUGCUAAUGACAGCCCAGAAAAAGUCAAAGAAAUCUCCAGGGUUGUAAUUAAACUACAUGGAAAGAAUGAAGCCCUCACUGCAAAAGCUAAACUUGCAGACAGUACAAAAUCAGCUGGCUUUUUCAGUAAAACAAGAAAAACGGCAGUCUUGGGCAGCAUACAAAAUCAAACAGUUGCCACCUCAGCUGGUGACAGUAAGCAGGAUAAGGUGGCGAGUGCCCUGACCUCAGUUAAAGGUACAGGAAAAACUCCAGAGGUCAGGGAAAAGGGUGAGGUGUCAGAGGACUCCGACACAGACCAAGCACAGCCGCAAAGGUCUGUGAAACGAAGGAGGGGAAUUCAACUUGGGCCCACCACCAGACGGACCACCAAAACAGGUGCUCUGUUAUUUACAUCUUUACACAAAAGACAGAGAAAAAGACGUACCAGGAAAAUGGGAGUCUCUCCUGAGGCUGGUGCCCAGAGUGAAGAAGAGGCAGAAAUGCCUCUUGAGUGUAAAGCAGCUGAUUCCUCUCCAAGAAAAAAACGUGGAAGACAACGUAAGUCUAUGUAUGGACACAGGCGAAAGCCACCACCAGCCAUCAAAAAACCAAAACGGGGUCGUACUAGAUCUAAACGUGUUUUUUACACUUAUGUUUCUGAACCCAUUAACACAACAAUGCAAGAUGGGACCAAGCUGCAGGAUCAGGACAUCACUGCAUCAGAGGGUGAUUCAAACUCGUUCACACAAAACAACCAGCAAAGCUCCAAUGACUCUGUUGCUCCUGUAACGAGUGCUCGUUCCUCCCGCGUUAUUAAAACCCCGAAGAGGUUUUUGGAUGAGGAGGUAAUUUCUUUUCCAAAGGGCUCACUGUCAACGUGGCUGAAGACCCAGCAGAGAGAGGACGAAAAAGCAAGCACAUCACUUUAUGACUCAGGUUCUGAUGGCAACAUGUUACAGUCAGAAAGUGACCGUUUAUCGAUGCUUAACAGCCCAUCUGUGGCUGAGUUCUCGUCAAAGCCGAGCCCAGGAACAAGUCAUCUCGAGCUCUACAAGAACCUUAAGAAACUGACAUUGAAACUUGCAGAGAAAAAGAAAGUCCAGCCAGAGGCUCAGGAGGAAAAUGUGCAUGAUGGUGACAGCUUGACAUCUCAUGUCAGGAAACGGAGGCGGUCAAAGCUUAUGAUGGAGGAGAUGGACUCUCCUGGUGUCGUGAGGAAACUAUCUGUGGUGGUUAACACUGAUUUGGAAGCACCCACACAUAUGCCUUUCGAAGAAAUUGGCAACAAUAAUCAAGCAGAAGGCAUAAGUGGAGACAGCCAAGAGACAUUAGAAGUCAGUGGGCCCAGCCAUCGAGUUGGCCUCAGUGGCGCUAAUAAGAGGAUGCUCCACCUGCUGAAGAAAGCCAAAGUCCAGCUGAUUAAGAUUGAUCAGCAGAAGCAGCUCAAGUUGUCACAGUUGGUAUCUGGUCAAUCCCAAGUGCCAGUAACUGGAAGACGAAGGAGGAGGAGAAGAGUGUCUCCCACAGAUGUAAAACCUCAGGAGCAGCCACUGGGUGGUCCAAGGAUCAAACAUGUCUGUAGAGCAGCAGCAGUGGCUUUGGGGCAGCCUCGUGCGAUGGUGCCAGAUGAUAUUCCCCGACUCAGCGCCCUGCCACUUCACGAGAGAGAGGGCAUCACAUUUCCUCCCACAGCAGAAGAUGUGGCAGAUGAUGACGAUGACGUCUCUGAUCAGGGCAGGGCUCAGUGGGUUGUCUCUCAGGAAAACAUCCGGAGGAGGGGCCGAGGAAGAGGCCACAGGUUCAGAAGGAACAGAAUCCUGAGCCAGUAUGGACCGCGUGGACUUCGAUCCCGGCGCUGUGGAGAUUGCAGAGGCUGUUUGAUAGAGGAGGACUGUGCUAAGUGUAUCAACUGCCUCGAUAAGCCCAAGUUCGGGGGACCCAACACCAAGCGACAAUGUUGCAUAUACAAGAAGUGUGAGCGGAUUGAGAAGGCAAAGACUGAGCGCAUACUCAAACCGUUCAAACUCCAUACGAGGCGGUUUUCAGCCUCUAUGUCAAGCAGUGACGAUGGAAACUGGAGAUCAGUCGAUGCCGACAAGGAAUUGCCCACGCUGGGGCUGGGGGUCCGGAAGCAGUCUCUGCGUAACAUUGCACCCCGCUCCUACAGCAGUUUGCUUAAAUCUGAAUCUGAGGAAGAAGAAGAUGAGAAAGAGGAGAAGACGGCUCCCAAGUCAACUAUCAAGCCAAAUGAAGCUGAUUCAGGCAAGCAAGAUUCUCUUCCUCACGAUGGCGGUUCAGCACAGACUGACCCUCCAGUUGAGACGGUUAAGCAUCGACGUCUCUUUUCCAGGGGAGCUGGGACCAGACCUAGAGCUUACAAGAAUUCUGCAGAGGGUGCAUCAGUGAACACACCAACGGGGUUAACUAAUGGAUUUCCCCACAAGGGUGUGUUGCAGAACAAGUACAAGAUCCGUGUAGACUUCAAGGAGGACUGUGUAGUCCAGAAUGUAUGGCUGAUGGGCGGACUUAGCGUCCUCACAUCUGUCCCCACUACACCACAGCCUGUCUGUCUGCUCUGCGCAAGUAAAGGACACCAUGAGAUGAUAUUCUGCCAGAUCUGCUGUGAGCCUUUCCACAGUUUCUGCCUUUCAGCAGAGGAACGCCCUAAGGAGGAGAACAAAGAGAACUGGUGCUGCAAGCGCUGCAAAUUCUGUCACGUAUGUGGACGUAGAAACAAGAGCUCAAAGCCUGUGCUGCAGUGUCGUAGAUGUCAAACCUCCUACCAUCCCUCCUGUUUAGGACCAACAUACCCUAAACCUGUAAAUUGCAGCAUGCCCUGGGUGUGCAUGACAUGCAUUCGGUGUAAAAACUGUGGCGUGACCCCUGGAAAGACGUGGGACCUGUCUUGGAAUCAUGAGCACGAUCUCUGUCCCGAUUGCACUUUGAGCCACAACAAAGGUAAUUUCUGCACUGUCUGCCACAAGUGUUACGAUGACGGCAAACAACACGCACAGAUGAUCCAGUGCUCCAAGUGCAGCCACUGGAUUCAUUAUAAAUGUGAAGGACUCUCAGACGAACUGUUUGGUUUGCUGUCAAGCCAACAAAUAGAGGAGGUUUUCACCUGUUCACCCUGCAGCCAGCACAGAACUAAUCACAGCAGCUUGAAGGAGCAGCUGCAGAGCCGGCUGAUAGCCGGGAUCGAGGAGGUGCUCACCAGCCUCCUCUGCCAUGACAGAACACAGCACCUCCACAUCUGUAACACAUGUAUGGAAACAAACUCAGGGUUUGGGAGGGAAAAAUGGCCAGUCUGUGACCUACAAGCCAUAGAGACGAAGUUUAAAGCGGGCGAUUAUACCACAAUUAAAACCUUUCAUGCUGACAUCGUCUCUGUGAUGAAUAAGUGGCUAAAGGUGGAGGAGAUUGUCCCUGAGGAUCAGAGACCAACAACUCGGGCGAGGACACACUACAUCGAACUGAUGGAGCAGGUUUUCAGCUGGUUUCCUGUACACCGUCUCAAAAAGUGGAACUCAUUCUCUCAGGACUUCCCAAGCAACAUGCUUCCUGAGGCAGUCCUCCCACCAUCUAAGGAGCACAGCUAUGCACAGUGGCUGGAGAGGACAUACCAGGCUAAAGAGUCCAGGGGCCCACAGGCAGGGAAGACUCCGCUAUCCUCACUUCCUACACAGCAGCCUGGUGCUUCAAACAGCCUCCCUCUGUGUUCAAGUGAUGAAAGAAGUGAUUCGAAAAAUGCCAAGACUGACGAUAUGAGGCAGUGCGCACUGUGUCAACAAUAUGGAGAUUCGACUCCCAGCGAGGCAGGACGGCUGCUGUACUUGGGGCAGAAUGAGUGGGCCCAUGUUAACUGCUGCCUUUGGUCCGCAGAGGUGUAUGAGGAUAAGAGUGCUCUUUUGCAAGUUCACAGUGCCGUCUCAAGAGGACGUCACUUGAGAUGUGAUCGUUGUUUGCAGUCAGGAGCAACUGUGGGCUGCUGUCUUGCCACUUGCCAGAGUAAUUUCCACUUCAUGUGUGCUCGUGCAGAAAACUGUGUGUUUCAAGAGGACAGGAAAAUGUACUGCUACAAACACAAGGAUCUUGUUAGUGCAAAGAUGGUUUCUGGGAAAGGUUUCGAAGUGGCACGACGGGUGUAUGUGGACUUUGACGGGAUCAAUCUAAGGAGAAAGUUUCUCACAGGCCUUGAGCCAGAAACCAUUAACAUGACAAUAGGUUCCCUGCAGAUUCAGAAGCUUGGUGUCUUGUCAGAGCUGUCAUCCAAUGGCAGGAUGCUCUAUCCUGUUGGUUAUCAGUGUUCUCGCUUGUAUUGGAGCACUGUGGACCCUCGUAGGCGCUGCAAGUACACCUGUAAGGUGACUGAAGUAAGCACACCUCUACCUGGGGAGGAACAGGAUCCUCAAUGGGACCAAGAAGAAAACCACACUAUUGUCCACAGUCCACACCACCACCACCACCGAGAUAAGGAGUCUCCGGACCGUUUAAGCUCCUCAUCCAGCCCACUAAAGUCUGCUACUCCAUCACCCAACUCUAAACAGCAGUAUAUGACUGGAUCGAAAAGUCCUGGUUACACACAGACCAGGAGACCAGCAGGAGGAUCCUCCCGACCUCUCCCAUCUCCAGGGUCCGCCCUUCCCAAAUCACAUCACGUCCUCACAUUGAGAGAUCUGGAGGACACCCGUCGGCCGCGAAGGCUCUCCUCAAGAAGCCGCUGCAGUUCUUCACCAACAGACAGCGACCCGUCUGCACCUAUGACCCUUCGCUCUGGGGGCACUGUCCACUCCAGAUGUGCCCUUUUCAGCUCCCCUCCCAGAUCAUCAAACCUUGGACCAGCUUCACCUCCUCUGUCUCAACAAAACUCAACCUCUCCAGUUUGGAGUUCCCCACCUAGGUCCAACUCCAGCAUGUCUGCAGGGUUGUCGCCUCGGCAAGGUGCCAUCACUCACUCUCCCCGAGGCAGGCAGAACUUCAAAAUCACCACUCCAAUUUCUGCUGAGGUUCCCCAAGACUUCUUGGCAUCGUCUGAGGCAGAGGAUGCAGCUGUAGCCACGACAAAUGGUAUCUCACUAGCUCCUGACAACUUGGAGGAGGAGGUUGCCCAUUUAAUGGCGCAAGAGCUACCCUACACCGUGUUUGACACUGACACAGAGGUGGCAGUGGCCUCCAUGUUGAAUGCCAAGCUUGAGUUUGAUGAGACACUCCUCACUGAAAAUGUACUUCAUUGUGGAGCACAAGGUGAGAGGGGACAUGUGGAAGGUGCAGUGCAGGAUGUGGUAAUGCAAGAAAAUGCAAAGGAAAAUGAAUCUGAAGAUGAAGACUCCAGUCGUUACUUUAAAUUUUCCCGCACAGUAGUGUGUGAUGCAGGUAAAGGCUCAGAAGCUUCAGGUCAGCCCCCUUCAGCUCAGUCAAUCUCACAGUUAGAUGGAGCAGAUGGUGGGUCAGAGAGUGAUGAAAGUGACUCAGUAGAUGAUUGUGAAGGCAAAAAACAGGAAAAGACUAAAGUUUACAUAAAUCAUAACACACCUACGAAACACCUGACGGUUGCGCUAAAGAGGCUGGAGUACAAGGUGUCAACAUCGACAGAAAAAACGACUCAGCCAGUUUUUAAAGAAAAAGAAGCUUUACCCUCAACUCUUCAAUCUUCUUGCACAGAUGAAAUCUGUGAGGAGGAGAUCCAAAGGGACUCUGAAACACCAGCACCUCAUAAUGAGCAGUUUUUGGAUUCAGCUUCGGGCCAUUUUGUUUCAAUGGAUCAUGGCUCUGUAGUGUACCCAAGCAAAGAUGAAAAUCAGGAUAAGGAUGAGACCAGUUCAUCAACUGAGUCAGCUGAGGAAUUUAAAGAUGAUUUGACUGAUCCGGACUACUCUCCAGAGCCUCCCACAAAAAAAUCCCCCACAACACCCAUAAAAGCCAUCAUUUUGAAGUCAAAACAUCCCGCAACAAACCUCAAGCGCUUGUCACCAAAAUCAUGUUUUCAACAGCAGCCUAAUGUCAAAUUGCUGUUGGCCCCUAAGUCAUCAGGGCCUGCAAACAAUGCGUCCGCCUCCACUGCCACCAGUUUCUGCACGGUCACGUCCCCCGUCGUGAUCAAUGGCCUGAGUGCUUUACCUAUUCAACCCAGUGCCACACGGGGCAGAAGCAUUGCCAUUCGUUUAGAAAAGCCAGUAAGUCAACCGCAAGUGGCGAGUCCCAUUGAUGCCGCAGCACCUAAUACAAACCCAGCUUUGAUUCCUUCACCUCAAGUCCUGCUGGUCAACAGACAGGGUCAGAUUCUCAUCAAAGACCAGAGGUCAAACACAUACCAGCCACUUGGUACAGAUUCUCCUGCCUACAGUAAAAUAAGCCAAAUAGCAAAGAUUCUUCAUAGCAGCAGUGCACUGCAACGCCCACUCCCUCAUGUGAAGCCUCAGCCCAGUCCCACUGCCACAAAUGCUUCUCCUAUCUUAAAUCACACAACAGCUGAUAGGAAAAUUAUUGUCAGAGUAGUUUCAAAUAAAAGCAGCGAGUCUCCAACUCCCACGGUUCCAGUCAGUGUUCCUGAGCCUGUCGUCACCAGCAUCCAAGAAUGCACAGCUCAGGCUAUUAUUGACCGAGCCAUGGCUACGCACCGUAGUGUGGAGCGCACAAAGCCCAACAUCCUCAGCAGCACAAAAAUGGCAAAGGCCAGACCUCAGCAGUCAGGAGACUCUGUUCAGCCACCAGGUUCAAAUACAGAGUCACCCAGCGGCAUCACCAAGGAGCCGGAUUCUACCCUGCAACCAGCACCUGCUCUGGCACGCUCCCAGGUCCGCAUCAAAAGGGUGUCGUCCCUGUCUGAGAAGCCUUCCAGGAAGAAGUCCAAGAUUGACUUCUUGAGUGAUCCUUCAGCUGACCUGGAUAAAGCCAAUGAAGCCAGAACUAGUGGCGUAAGAAUGAAAGCUCCAUCAACAAAAGACAUUCUUGAUCUUGACCAGGAGCAUGUGCCUGAGCCUCAGCCGUUAAAGAUUACUACUCCACCACCACCCAUACUCGCCAGGCGUCCACAUGUUGAGAGUGGACCCACAUCCACACAAACCAACCCUCCGACUCAGGCUCACAUGUGGGUCAGCAAGCAACAUGGAGACCUUUCUGAAUGGGGCCCUUAUUCAGGUUUCAGCUCAGACGAGGAUUUGUCUGCACCUAAACAUUUAAAGAGGACUUAUAUAAAUCAGCCCCACCUGCGCUUUGAAAUCACCAGUGAAGAUGGAUUUAGCGUUAAAGCAAACAGUAUAGAGGUUGCCUGGCGGGCAGUGGUUGAAUCCGUCCUAGAAGCUCGAGCAGGUUUCCACCUGAAGCAGCUGCCUUUGGGUGUGAUGUGCGGGCCGCGGGUGCUUGGUGUCAUCCACGAUGCCGUCAUCUUCCUGCUGGAGCAACUCCAGGGCGCCGCGAACUGCAAACGCCACCGUUUUCGCUUCCACCGCUGUGACGACAUUGAGGAAGAGCUUCCCCUCAACCCAAGUGGCUGUGCCCGAGCUGAAGUCUACACACGGAAAGCAACAUUUGAUAUGUUCAACUUCCUGGCAUCACAGCACAGAGAGCUCCCAGACAUAACAGGCCCCUUUGAUGAAGAGGAGGAUGAAUUCCCACUGAAAUCUUCCAGAUUGGGACGAGCCACAAACAGUGAACUUCCCAUGGCAAUGAGGUUCAGGCACCUGGAGAAGAUCUCCAAAGAAGCAGUAGGAGUUUACAGAUCGCAAAUUCAUGGGCGAGGCCUCUUCUGUAAGAGGAACAUCGAUGCUGGGGAGAUGGUGAUAGAGUACGCCGGCACGGUGAUCCGCUCCGUCCUCACUGACAAACGAGAGAAAUAUUACGACGGCAAGGGCAUCGGCUGUUACAUGUUCCGCAUCGACGACUUCGACGUGGUGGACGCCACCAUGCAAGGCAACGCCGCCCGCUUCAUCAACCACUCGUGCGAGCCCAACUGCUACUCGCGCGUCAUCAACGUGGACGGCCGCAAGCACAUCGUCAUAUUCGCCCUGAGAAAGAUCUACCGCGGCGAAGAGCUCACCUACGACUACAAGUUCCCCAUCGAGGACGAGGACAGCAAGCUGCACUGCAACUGCGGGGCGAGACGCUGCCGCCGCUUCUUGAACUAGCCCAAUCACCCCCCACCACAUACCAAUAGCCACCCCGUUUAAUGGAUUUAAUAUUCAGUGAAGGCAAAUUGUGAUGUAGCUAUAAGACUGAGGUUGCGCAAGCUUGGAGAAAGGCAGAAUCUUUUCUUCCUCUGUCCUCUGAACCUGCUGUACGCGAAAGCUUGGGAUGAAGAGAAUAUUUAUGUGAUUUCACACCGUUCUGUGUUGUUUAAUUGAAUUUGAAGCCAUCGUUUGGAUUUUGGUGUGACAGCAGUUGAGCGUGGUUACUACCAGCUGCAAAUGCUGCAAACUAAAAACCGCCUGAUUAGUCUAUUAGGAAGGAUCAUAAUUAUUCCGGUCGGCAAGUAAGUUAUUCAGCACCUUACCCUGACAAACUCCCCCAGCAGCACUGGUUACGGUAGACUGCACACAUUUAUAAUUAACACACUUGACUCAGCAACUCAUUCACAUUGUAAUGCAGCUGUAUUUUACUUUCACUCUGGAUUCUACAGGAUUUGUGAGCAGGGACCGUAAUAUGUCUGAUAUUAGCAAACAUUGAUCCUUAAAGGUAGUUUUAACGUAGUCACCCAGAUCUUUUCCUUCUCAUUCACUAUUCAAUUAUUCUUAUUUUAUUUGCAACAGCAGAAAAGUUGUGAUCUACAUGUUUUGUUUUUUAUCUGUUGUUUAUAUGUUCCUAAUUGCUGUUUGUGUAUUUUAGGCUCUCUAAGGGAGUUCUCUGAUGCAGGGUUUGCAUUAAUGAUAUACUUGCUCUGCACACUAUUGAACCUUUUGUAUUUUUGUAUAUUUGAACAGUAAAUGUAUAUUUCACCAAACUGAUAGAAAUAAAUGUGUUUAAACUUUUAAACUAUCUGUUUGUGGGUGAAGGCAGGCUCACUCACAGGAGCCACAGCAGAGUAAUGACCCCAAGUCAUAAGUUUUGUUUUCUUUCACUUUCUGGCGCUUUGUUUUACAGGUGUACUACCUCAAAGGGCAUUAUGAAUUACAUGACACAUUUAGUAGAAACAAAUGCUUCUAUGUUCUCAUUUUAUUAUUUACAUGUUGACCGUAUAAAAACAAAAACACUCACUAUUAUGCCUGCACUUAUAUUGUAUGAAUAGGAGGACACUGCUUCUGCUCGUUUUACCAGGUCAUGGAUGUAGGAAGUACCCUCGACUUUAUUGUGAAGGCUCAAUGUUGUGCUUUGGUUUUGUUAUUAAGGAUAAUGUUGACACACAAAACUUGUGUGUUUUUGGCUCAUUAUGAAUCCUUGCCUGUACAUAGUUGUAUAAAGAAUUUCUAAACCCGUUAAAUAUUUUUUACUUACUUUUUAAAAUUUGAGUUCAAUAAAAUGAUAAAAUAUUUAAAAUA